Neurospora tetrasperma FGSC 2508 is the source of this 150-nucleotide messenger RNA. RefSeq lists its product as uncharacterized. The transcript has a single exon. The annotation marks the transcript as partial. NCBI's taxonomy places the organism in Eukaryota, Fungi, Ascomycota, Sordariomycetes, Sordariales, Sordariaceae. Gene Ontology annotation, biological process: mycotoxin biosynthetic process. The record is from RefSeq and is a predicted model, not a curated record.
GAACACUGCAUCGAUAACCUCCGCCAGACCACCAUGUGCAAAUCCAACAUCAGUACCAUCCCCUGGAUAUACAUUGGACGAGUGCACGCAAACUUCCCCUCGGCCAAGACGACACACAUCUGCCGCGACUUUGACAAGCUCACGAAGUAG